CGGGACUAGGCAGUGAAUGGAAGAUGGCGGAGGAGACCGAGAAGGCAGCCGGUGUGCCAGCAGUUCCGGUGUCGUUCAGUUUUUCUCGAACUAGCGGACGGAAGCGGGUUCUCCAUGUAACUGGGCAGGAUGGCAGCGAAGGGAAACAGGAACUCGAUUUUCUCUCUGCUAUUGAAGGGAGAGAAUUGCAAAGUGUUCGACCCGCCCUUCAACCAAAAGAGCUUAUCAUUCCCUUGAUCCGGAAGAACCAAUGGAAGAAGCCAGAGGUCUCUGAAACCCAUCAGGAGCAGGAUGGGGUUAAUGGUGUGGAUGCACAAGCAGUCAAAGAGCUCAUUGAAGAAUCCAAGAAAUCACAGGACCAAUGGGAAAGUGGAAGCAAGGUCGACCCCAACUUGGUAAUUCCUCUCCUCAUGGUGAACCGUGUGCCUGAUGGCUUUGAAGAUGGGGACAAGGUGGAUGUCAGCCUCCGCCCAGAAUCAUCAACUGAGGCAGAUUAUGAAGAGGUACCAGUGGAAGCUUAUGGUGUCGCCAUGCUGAAGGGCAUGGGCUGGAAGGCAGGAGAGGGCAUUGGGCGCACAUUCAGACAGGAUGUAAAGCCGCCAGAAAACCGUCUUCGACCCAAGGGCUUGGGCCUUGGAGCAGACCGCUCAGCAGCCCAGGAUUUGCAGCCCUCUCGAUCCCGGCGACCCCUGAAGCCCGGCGAGGAACCUUCAAAGAGCAAAGAUGAGCCUUUGGGGUUGGUUCCAGGAGGUGCCGUCUUCAUUGAAAGUGGGCCUCAUAAGGAGCUAUAUGGAAAGAUUGAAGGUGUUGAUGGAGAUAAUGCUCGCGUCAUGGUGAAACUGGCAAUUGGCAGCAAAGUGGUCACUGUGAGUCAGCAUGGAGUUCGGCCUGUUACCCAGAAAGAAUACGAUAAGCUGGCUAAAGACUUAAGUCGCCUCAGCAAGGCUCACAAAGAGAAGGAGGAGGAACAGAGGAAUGGGACGAAGGACAGCUCUGAGAACAGGGCCUCCAAAGGCAAAAAUGAGAGCAGGGACAAAAAAAGGAAGCACCCAACAGGUGCGGACAGAGAGAACCAUACCAGGAAGCAGAGUAAGUGUGCUGACAGUUCCACUUCCAGAGCUUCUCACUGGUUGCGCCAAGAUCUGCGAGUCCGUUUUAUAGAUAAGCUCUACAAAGGGGGCAAAUAUUAUAAUACUAAGAUGGUAAUUGAAGAUGUCCUCAAGCCGGACACAUGUGUUUGCCGAAUAGAAGAGGGACAGAUUCUGGAUGGGAUCCAUGAGUCUAUGCUGGAGACUGUGAUUCCUCGGAAUGAUUCAGACUGGGUUAUGGUGGUGCUGGGGGAGCAUGUUGGAAGGAUGGGUCGCAUUCUGCGUCGAGACAAGGAACAGAGUCGUGCUGUGGUGCAACUGCAGCAGGAUGAAGAAAAGCUGCUGACCCUGGACUAUGAUGCUAUCUGUCACUACGUUGGUGGCUUGGAGGAUGAUUGAGGUCCACAGCUCCUCCAGAAGAGAACAUCUGCAGAACAGAGGAACUUCUCUUCUGAGGCUCAAGAUAGAAAGUCCAGUCCAUAAUGUGUCAUCUUAAUGGAGCGGUGUUGGAAGUACUGAGCAUGACAGAGGACACUGCUGGCGGCCUGCAUAUGGACAGCAAUCCAUGAUACAUAUUCAGAGUUAUUUGGCUGUUUUUUUUCUAAUGAAAGUUAGAUGUGCUGUUACUUUUUGCUAGUGACAUGUACAGAUCUCUGAACCAAAUAUGGUGCUCCAGAACUGCCAAAGGCAAGAGCUAUCUAGUAAAGGCACUAUGUGGCAUAAUCAACCAGUUGCUGGUCAACUCUCGAUCUAUAGGAGUAAAAAGUAAGCCACUCCCAG
Messenger RNA from Candoia aspera, 1868 nucleotides. It is a transcript of the gene GPKOW, whose product is annotated as G-patch domain and KOW motifs. Gene Ontology annotation, biological process: mRNA splicing, via spliceosome. The coding region runs from base 24 to 1487 and encodes 487 amino acids. Gene Ontology annotation, cellular component: spliceosomal complex. The record is from RefSeq and is a predicted model, not a curated record. The transcript has 11 exons. Gene Ontology annotation, molecular function: nucleic acid binding. NCBI's taxonomy places the organism in Eukaryota, Metazoa, Chordata, Lepidosauria, Squamata, Candoiidae.